Messenger RNA from Candidula unifasciata, 495 nucleotides. The record is from the annotation of a GenBank genome assembly. NCBI's taxonomy places the organism in Eukaryota, Metazoa, Mollusca, Gastropoda, Stylommatophora, Geomitridae.
AUGCAUAACUCGUCUAUCAACUACAGCGAACAUAUAAUGACUGUAACGGAUGUCCCAUUUUCCAAUGCCAAGGAUACACUAAACAUCGUCACUGCUGGGAUUCCGCAUAGAUAUAUCCAUGAUAAGUACAAAGACGUCUUCUUGAACAUUACUGUGGCUGGAAGCACAAACGACAGCAACGACAGCCAAACGCUGUACCCGUUCCUCCGGCAGCCCAUAUAUAUGGUAGUGAUACUCUCACUAGCCUAUGCUUCAGUGUUUGUCUGUGCCGUGCUAGGAAACAUCUGUGUCCUUUGUGUGGUUUCUAAGGACCGACGCUUUCAUUCAGCAACUUACUACCUCAUGGCUAACUUAGCAGUGGCUGAUUUCAUCGUGGCCAUCGUUUGUCAGCCGAUCACUCUUAUGUCCAACUUGCUCACCGGUAAGAUGUGUGGACUGUACUGUUGUCUGUCUGAAAUGUGUAUGCUGCAAUACUGUAUGUGUCAGUUAUGCUAA